AUGACACCUUUGAAGCUUUUCACCACCCAUGGGGACGGAGCCAUGCCACCAGAUGUGGUAGAGUCCAUUGCUGUGGUUGGUCUGGCGACUCGUUUCCCUCAGGAGGCAACCACAACGGAGGCUCUAUGGGAACUUCUGUUGCAGGCUCGAUCAACGUGGUCUCCAAUUCCCAAAGAGAGGUUCAAUGCUUCUGCUUUCUAUCACCCAGACCCAGAGCAUGGGGGAACGUUCCAUGUACAGGGAGGCCACUUCCUCUCAGAAGACCCAGCCUAUUUCGACGGAUCGUUUUUCAACAUCACAAAGACCGAGCUGUUAACCUUGGACCCUCAGCAACGAAUGGUACUGGAAAAUGUUUACCAUGCCUUGGAAAACUCUGGGAUUCCAAUGAAUACCGCUGUUGGUUCCAAUACUUCGGUGUUUGUCAGCGGAUUCAAUCAUGAUUACCUGGGAAUCUUGAAUUCCGAUCCAGAGACAGCACUCAAGUACAAGCCAACCGGAGUGGUCAAUGCGAUUCUGUCAAAUCGAAUCAGUUGGUUCUUUGAUCUCAAGGGACCGAGCAUGACUAUCGACACGGCAUGCUCCAGCAGUCUGGUUGCAUUGCAUCUGGCUGUACAGAGUCUUCGUUCUCGGGAGACAAAUAUGGCUCUGGUUAGCGGGGUGAGUAUCCUGGAGAAUCCAGUGGAGACGGUUGGGAUGAGCCACCACGGUUUACUCGGAAGUCAAGGCCGAUGCUUCAGCUUUGAUUCCCGAGCAGAGGGUUAUGCCCGUGGGGAAGGAGUUGGAACCGUGGUUUUGAAACCGUUGAGCUCUGCUAUCCGAGACGGUGAUACAAUCCGUGCAGUUAUCCGAGAAACUGGGGUCAACCAAGAUGGCCGCACAUCAGGAAUUACUGUUCCAAGUAGUGAGGCACAAGAGCGAUUGAUCCGGAAAGUCUACUGGCGAGCCGGCUUGAACAUGGAACAGACUAGAUUCGUCGAGGCCCAUGGCACUGGAACCAGCACCGGCGAUCCAAUUGAAGCGGGGGCCCUCGCAAAGGCAUUCAAAUGCCGAAGAGAUACGCCCCUGUACAUUGGAACCAUCAAGUCUACUAUCGGCCAUCUGGAAGGUGGUUCCGGUGUCGCUAGUCUCAUCAAGUCGAUCCUCAUUCUCGAGUCGGGAAUCAUUCCACCCAACUUUGAUAUCCAGAAGAUCAAUCCCAAGGUCCCAGCUGAGGAGUGGAACAUCGAGUUUCCCAAAGCAAUUACUCCAUGGCCUUCGGAUGGACUGCGAAGAAUAUCUGUCAAUUCUUUCGGAAUCGGAGGCGCCAAUGCGCACUGCGUUUUGGACGAUGCCUACCAUUAUCUUCAGAAUCGCCGCAUUUCAGCUACCCACAGGACCAAAAUCCGGGUUCCAAGGACUGUUCACAUCAAGGAUCAAACGAUCGUGAUCUCGCGAUCCAGAUAUAGUGAGACGGACAGUAGUUCAGACUCAGCGGACGAGGGUGAUAUUUUGGAGCGUGCUGCGACUCCUGAAACUCCAGGAACAGAUGGAUCAUGUUUAUCCCCUUACUUGGGGCCAAUGAGUUCAUUCCCUAGUUUGGUAGUGCCGAAGCUAUUCUUGAUCUCGGCGUUUGACGAAGAAGGUGUCAAGCGGACUGUAGAAGCGUACUCUGGGUAUAUCGGUCCUAAGCUGGCUCGGCCAAAUGCCACUGAUUACUUGUUGGACGAUCUUUCAUUGACACUCUCCAAGCAUCGUUCUAUUUUUCAAUGGAAGAGCUUUGUUACGGCAUCGACUGUUAGUGAGCUUGCUUCUCAUCUGUCAGAGUCUCGCUUUUCAAAGCCGGUUCGAGCACCAAAUGCCCCAGACGUUCACUUUGUUUUCACUGGCCAGGGAGCUCAGUACCAGUCUAUGGGUAGAUCUUUGCUCAUCUACCCGGUAUUUCAGGAGUCACUUGAAGAAGCGUCGAAAUACAUUCGUCGACUAGGAAGUCCGUGGUCACUGAUAGAUGAGCUUCUUGCAGACGAUAAAGUCUCUCGUGUCAGUCUUCCGGAAAUUGCACACCCAGUAUGCACUGCACUGCAAGUCGCAAUCAUUGACCUGCUGGCCAGCUGGAAUAUCUUCCCAUCAUGUGUGACAGGCCAUUCGUCCGGUGAGAUAGCUUCUGCAUACUGCGCUGGAAGAAUCUCUCGCGAGGGAGCGUGGAAAGUAGCAUACUACCGCGGCUAUGUUUCAUCAAAACAACUCGCAGCCAAUGGUGCGAUGAUGGCUGUUGGAUUAAGUUCCGAGCAGCUUGAAUCCUAUCUGAAAUGUGUCCACAACGACCAUCAGGGUGAGCUCAUCAUCGCAUGCUAUAAUAGUCCCACUAACAAUACCGUCUCUGGAGACGAGGGGCUGGUGGACUGUCUCAAGAAACGACUUGAUACUGAAGGAGUCUUUGCGCGGAAGCUCAAUGUUCAGAAUGCCUAUCACUCUGCUCAUAUGACACUGAUUGCAAAGGAAUAUCUCCAAUUGAUGGGCAACUUUUCAUCAGGGAAGAGAUUGGCUGUGCCGCAUUUUGUGCACAUGUUUUCAACCGUUACUGGCUCAGAGGUCACAUCGGCGCAUCUGAGUGGACAGUACUGGGUAGAUAACAUGGUAUCACCUGUCCGCUUUACAAGUGGUUUGAAGGCAAUGCGCUCACAAUUAUCUGAGAGUAAUGAAGUUUCUCCUUCGGUGCCCUUCGUUGUGGAGAUAGGACCUCAUUCCACACUACGGAGUGCCAUCAAAGAGACCUUAUCUUCUGAAGAGAGUCAGAGUGAACACAAGUACUUCGCUGUACUAAAUCGCAGCGAUCAAAGCCUCAACGCUUUGAUCAACACAGUCGGGGCUUUAGCUGCCAACGGCUAUCACGUUGACCUGCACGAAGUCAAUAGUGCAGCUCGUGGGCGCUCUCAGAGACCCUCAAGACUGCUGAUUGAUCUUCCACCAUACAGUUUCAAGCAUGGGGAGAGGAAUCUGUAUGAGAGCCGGCUCAGUCGUAAUUUACGAUCAAGAAAGUUUCCCCGACAUGAUCUCUUCGGUGCGCCUGUUCCUGACUGGAACGCAAAUGCUCCAAGGUGGCGACACUUUGUCCGAUUGAACGAAAAUCCCUGGCUUCGGGACCAUGUGGUGACGGGCAACUUUGUGUAUCCUGGAGUGGGAUAUCUUGUAAUGGCUAUUGAAGGCGCCCGGCAAUUGAGCGACGGCAAGAGAAUUGAGGGCUUUCAACUUCGGAAAGUCUCCAUAAAGCGAGCCUUGAUCGUUCCGGACACCAAGGCGGGCAUUGAAGUGAGCCUUUCAAUGACAUCUGUCGAUGGGCCAUCUGAUCUGCGAACCUGGCGUCGUUUCCAGAUCAGCUCAUUCAAUGAAUCGAGUGAUGAAUGGACCGAGCAUUGCACAGGCUACAUCGCAGUUGAGAUACCAGCAACUGAUGGGCCUAUUGACAAUGGCUUGCAGAAGGAGAAAGAGGCUCGUGCUUGGAAAGAUGAUUUCGAGAAGGCACAAAAAUCGUGCACAAAACUCAAAAACUUCAGCGACACGUACGACGAUCUCGACAACAUCGAACUUAGCUUCGGUCCACUUUUCAGAAAUCUUCACGACGUGCAAAUGAGUGGAACAAGAUCUGGACUGAUGACCGGCUCAGUGAGGAUUCCGGAUAUUGCAGAGUCAAUGCCAAUGCAGUACAUGCAUUCUCACUUGAUUCACCCGGCGACUAUGGAUAGUAUGAUUCACAUGAUGAUUGCCGCUAUGAUUGAUUUCAUCGGAAAGCCCACUCUUGAUUAUAUCAGUUUGCCCACGCAUGUGCGGGAUAUGUGGAUUUCAUCUAGCCUCAGAUCAAACCCAUCCCAUGUUUUCAAGGGACAUGCAUCAGUUUCUGAAGGUUCCACAGACAAGCUUGAAGGUCAAAUUCGAAUCCUGGAUAACCAAGACCGUCCUUGUAUUCGCAUGGAUGGUAUUGAGCUUACGCCCCUCAAGUCAAGCUCAAGUCAGGAUUCUGAGCGGCGAUUAUGCACAUCCAUUGAAUGGAACCCAGAUGUCAAUUUUCUCAAUUCUAGUCAAGCAUGUGAGCUUAGCUCAAUCUCAGGAGACAAUCAUGACGAAAACCGGUACUGGGUAAAGCAACUCCAAAUUGCUACCAUGCUUUAUGUGACCGAUGCUUUGUUUGAACUGGGUGAUCUCGAGGUUGACAAACUCGAUUUUCACAUGCGACGAUUCCACGAGUGGAUGAUUUAUUGGUGUGAAAUGCUGGUGAAAGAUGAGAUCAUUCAUCUGCCGUACGCUGAUUUCCAAAGUCUUUGUGAUGACCAAACUGCCAAACAUGCUAUCUUCUGUCAAAUCGAGACUCAUAGUGCUGAGGGAGCCAUCACUGCUCGAAUGGGCCGCAAUAUUGCUGCUGUCAUGAGGAAAGAGGUUGACCCACUUGCCUUGAUGUUCGGUGAGGACAAUGUAAUGGAAAGUGUUUAUAAGGAAGGCCUUCAUCUAUACGACUUGCCAACACACCUGAAAAGCUAUCUGUCCCUUCUGCGUCAGCAGCACUCCGGACUGAAGAUCCUUGAGAUUGGUGGCGGCACUGGAAGCUUUACAGCGGAAGUGUUCAACAUUCUUGCUCCAGGUGGAAGUACGGGUGGAGUCAUCGCAAGCUAUACUUUCACUGACAUUUCCGCUGGGUUCUUUGAGAAGGCUAAACAAAGGUUCCAUGCCUGGAGUGAUAUCAUGACAUUCCAGUCUUGUAACAUUGAGAAGAGUCCCACGGAUCAAGGCCUUGAACUGGGUAGCUAUGAUCUGAUUUUCGCGGGAAAUGUCAUUCAUGCGACAAAGAACCUGCAUACGUCUCUGGGGAACCUGCGGUCUUUGCUUCGAUCUGGCGGUCAGUUAGUCAUGCAAGAGGGAAUCAGGCAGGAUUUCCUGUGGUACCCUCUUGUCUUCGGUCAACUGCCUGGAUGGUGGCUUGGUGAUGAACCGAUGCGCAAGUGGUGUCCUUAUAUACCGACAUCAGAUUGGAACACUUUACUUACUGAAUCCGGGUUCAGUGGAGUGACAAUUGAGUAUCCAAGCUCAGCUGACAAAGACUUGACCUGGCAGAGCAUCUUGGUAGCUACUGCGAGCGUGGCGAAGGAGCAAGUGAAGCCGGAUGUUUUUAUUCUCACUUCUGGCUCUCAGGCGACUGAAAAUGUCAUCGCCUCCUUGAAAGAUGAGAUGAGACUUGACUUCCCCGCUAUCACUGUUGUGAACCCUUCUCAACUGAGUCUUGUGCCGAGUUCAAAUGGUCUUUGUAUCAGCUUGGUUGACCUGGAAGGACCAUUCUUGUCACAGAUCUCUGAAUUUGAAUACGGAUCAAUUAGAAAAUUGCUCACUCAAUGUCAAAAUAUUCUCUGGUUGACGUCUGACUCGCGUCACCAGCCGUUCUCCAGCAUGAGCAUGGGUCUCCUUCGGACGGUUCGCCAUGAAAGACAUUCUGAUGACUCAAACAUCGUGUCUUUGACCAUUUCAAAUGAAGAGAAAAUUCCAAUUGGCGAGAUAGGAACAACUAUCCACCAAAUUUGCUUGCACCAAUUUACCGGAGCUUCCCGCAAAGAACGUCAUGUCGAGUAUCUCUUGAGCAACAAGAUGAUUCAUGUCGGUCGUCUUCAUGAGUGGAGAAAGGCUGAUCAUUUUGUAACUGCCGACUCGACCGUCUCAGUUCCUGAAGAAUUACAGCUAAGCGAUGUGAGCCGUUCAAUCGAAUUGGUUGUGUCAUCCGCAGAUCCACGCCAAACAUUCUGGGUUACAGAUCAUCAGCAUGGUCUCGACCUUGGGACAACAGAAGUCGAGGUUGAUACCUGUGCGAUUGGGAUGAAUACAGAUUUGAACUCCUCUUCCAGGUCGACUGAGGCUUCGGGUGUUGUGAAACGAGUUGGUUCCGCAGUGGAAGGUAUUGUCCCAGGAGAUAAGGUCAUUGUGACGGGAGCAGCAAAGAACCACUGUUUCAGAACAUCUCUGCUAGCUGAGAGCACUCGGGUGGUCAGAGUUCCAGAUGAGAUUUCGAUCCAAGUCGCUGCAGGAUUGCCAUCACUGUACGCAACCGCAUUGUAUGGACUUGAAGAGAUCGCACAUUUGUGUGAAAGCGAUAACCUUCUCAUUCACAAUGGCGCAACAUCCCUCGGACAGGCUGCUCUUCAGUAUGCAAAAAUGGUCGGCGCUACCAGUUAUGUAACUGUGUCUACAACCAAGGAUCGAGAAUUUCUCGUAUCUGAAUACGGCAUCCCUGCAGCGAACAUCUUUUCCAGUAAAGAUCUCAAUUUUGCUAAAAGCAUCAUGCGAUCCACAAACGGAGUUGGAGUCAAUGUUGUAUUCAACACACUUACCGGAGAUGCUUUGCAGGAGACGCUUUCCUGUCUCGCCCCAUUCGGCCAUUUUAUUCAUAUCUCACGCAAAGGCGCUCGCCUUGAUGCCAUGAUUGACUUGGCCCCGCUUCAGAAGUGCGCAACGGUAACAACGAUUGACAUCGAACUCAUGAUGGAAAGCCGACCGGAACUUAUCGCUCGACUGGUUCAAAAUGCAUUGGCCUUGCAUGUCAGUGGCAAGAUCUGUCAGGUUCGACCGUUUACUGUCAUGAAUUUCUCACAGAUACAAGAUGGUGUUGAGUCUUCACAGAGCAGUGAAGGGGUCGGAAAAAUUGUUUUUGUCCCCGACCCUUCGAAUAUAAUCUCAGUUGUUCCUGAUCCUCUUCCGGCAUAUCAAUUUGAUGACCAAGCCUCAUAUAUUCUUGCUGGGGGUCUUGGUGGUAUUGGACGCGGUCUGGCGCGUUGGAUGGCUUCACGGGGUGCUAAGAACUUGAUCUUCCUCUCAAGAUCAGGACGCAUUACCGAACCUGUCGAAGAAAUGAUUGCAAAUCUCAAAACCAUUGGCUGUCGCUCUCAUGUUUUUACCUGCGAUGUUUCAGAUGCUGAUCGUGUACGAGCUGUUGUGGAAGAAUGCUCUGCCUCAUUGCCACCUAUCAAGGGGUGCGUACAGGGUUCGAUGGUUUUACGGGACGGAGCUUUUGCAGGAAUGUCUUUUGAAAACUGGCAGGCAGCUAUCCAGCCUAAGGUUCAGGGCUCGUGGAAUUUGCAUGAAAUACUGCCCGCUGACCUAGACUUCUUUGUGAUGCUUUCCUCGGUUGCCGGUAUCUUCGGCAAUCGUGGACAGUCCAACUAUGCAGCUGGAAAUACAUUUCAAGAUGCGUUGGCAGCUCACCGAACAUCUAAGGGCAUGAAAGCGACCAGUAUCAACUUGGGCAGUGUAUCCAACGUGGGCUGGGUAGCAGAGAAUAUUGAUACGUCACAAAAGCACACAGACACGCUCUUCCAAUUCCUUCGUGAAGAGGAAGUUUACAAGACGAUUGAGUUCAUGAUCGAUGAUCGCCAGAAGAAACAAGAUACCAUUGGGGGCUUGCCUCAGUCCCAAGUGGUUCUUGGACUUCCAACAGGUGAAAUGUGUCGACAGAACAACAUCCCCAAACCAGCAUAUCUGGAAUACCCUUUGUUCACACACAUGCGCGAAGCUGUUGCAGCAACGAGCUCGGAGAAAAGUGAUGAGAAGACUGUCAACAGUGCCGCUCUAAUUGCUGCCACAAUCAACUUGAGCGAUACCGUGACAGUGGUUUCAAAUGGGAUUAUUGAACGAUUGUCAUCUUUACUCGCAAUCCCAUCAUCUGAGAUCGAUGCCCAGAGAUUCAGCUUUGGUAGCAUUGACUCGCUGGUUUCCAUGGAAUUUGUUUCCUGGAUUGUUAAGGAAUUGAAGGCCGAGGUGGCCUUGUUGGACAUUAUGGGGGCGCAGAAUAUACAGGUUCUGAGUGAGAAAAUUGCUCAGACGACACGACUGACGACUUAUGAGAAAUGA
Messenger RNA from Penicillium malachiteum, 7857 nucleotides. Its product is annotated as type I polyketide synthase. The coding region runs from base 1 to 7857 and encodes 2618 amino acids. The transcript is spliced from 6 exons. Gene Ontology annotation, biological process: fatty acid biosynthetic process; secondary metabolite biosynthetic process. Lineage: Eukaryota; Fungi; Ascomycota; Eurotiomycetes; Eurotiales; Aspergillaceae. Gene Ontology annotation, molecular function: oxidoreductase activity; fatty acid synthase activity; 3-oxoacyl-[acyl-carrier-protein] synthase activity. The record is from RefSeq and is a predicted model, not a curated record.